Molecule: messenger RNA, 1875 nt
Organism: Zea mays
Lineage: Eukaryota; Viridiplantae; Streptophyta; Magnoliopsida; Poales; Poaceae
Product: probable trehalose-phosphate phosphatase 7
Exons: 4
Coding region: 127-1482 (451 amino acids)
Biological process (GO): trehalose biosynthetic process
Molecular function (GO): trehalose-phosphatase activity
Source: RefSeq, a predicted model, not a curated record
CCCGCCUUCUCACACAGUCGCACCAAUCAUUUCUUUGCAAUCUGCAGCCUCUGCAAACUGAUCGCGUUGCUGGUUGCUGGUAAUCAUCGGACCAGUCCACAGAUAUCGGAAGCUCUCUUGCUACUGAUGGCGAAGCCCAGCGUGGCGGUGCCGGAGGUUGGCGUACCAGCGGCGCAGGCGUCGUGCACCUGCCCGGGGACGCUGCUCGCGUACCCGCCGCCGCGUGGCGCCGGGGUCGCGGCCGCCGUGCGGCGCAAGUGCCUGCAGGUGGAGCUCGGCGCGGGGGCGGGCCUGCUGGGCGGCGCCGGCGCCUGGGGCGUGGAGUCCAUGCGGGCGUCGUCGCCCACGCACGCCAGGGCCGCGGCCGCGCUCGCCGCCGGCGGCGGCGUCGAUGUCGACGUCGACGAGGAGCGCGCCGCCAGCUGGAUGGCGCGGCACCCGUCGGCGCUGGGCAGGUUCGAGCGGAUCGUGGCGGCGGCCGAGGGCAAGCGGAUCGUCAUGUUCCUGGACUACGACGGCACGCUGUCGCCCAUCGUGGACGACCCCGACGCCGCCUUCAUGAGCGAGACGGCUUUUGUUGGUUUGGCUGGCGAGAAGCAGAUGCGGAUGGCCGUGCGUAGCGUCGCCAAGCAUUUCCCGACGGCGAUCGUGAGCGGCCGGUGCCGCGACAAGCAUGCAGGUGUUCGAGUUCGUGAAGCUGGCAGAGCUCUACUACGCCGGCAGCCACGGCAUGGACAUCAAGGGUCCGGCGGCCGCCAAGGCCUCCUCUUCUUCUCGGCACGCCGCAAAGGCAAAAGGAGUAGUGUUCCAGCCGGCCAGCGAGUUCCUGCCCAUGAUAGAGGAGGUGCACGAGCGCCUGGUACAGACGACGCGCUGCAUACCGGGGGCCAAGGUGGAGAACAACAGGUUCUGCGUCUCCGUCCACUUCAGACGCGUCGACGAAAAGAUGUGGGGCGAGCUGUCAGAGUCGGUGAGGGGCGUGCUGCGGGGGUACCCGAAGCUGCGGCUGACGCACGGGCGGAUGGUGCUGGAGGUGCGGCCCAGCAUCAAGUGGGACAAGGGCAAGGCCCUGGAGUUCCUGCUCGAGUCGCUCGGCUUCGCGGACUGCAGCAGCGUGCUGCCCGUGUACAUCGGCGACGACCGCACCGACGAGGACGCCUUCAAGGUCCUGCGGCGCCGCGGCCAGGACCAGGGCGUCGGCAUCCUCGUGUCCAAGCACCCCAAGGAGACGAGCGCCUCCUACUCGCUCCAAGGCCCCGCAGAGGUGCGUGCGUGAGCGUGACCCACCAAAAGCAUCCGUUUCGAUCCCGUGUCUACGUCCUCGUCUCCCUCUCUCCGCGGCCCCGCACAGUGUGCCCUGGACCACCACCAGCACGGCACCACUACCGGUGGCCGGCGGUGGGGUUGCGGCCGAUCUCACGUCCGUUUCGGUCGUCCUGUGCAAUUACCGCCAAUUCGCCUACUCCGCCGCCGCGUUGCUGACGUUGCCUAGCUUGUGGAUGUGCGCAGGUGAUGGAGUUCUUGCUGCGGCUUGUCGAGUGGAAGCGCCUCUCCAGGGCCAGGCUCAGGCUGCAAUGAGAUGAGACGGCGCAACUGCCGUACGUGGACACGUACGACGAUGCAACGGAUUAAGCUAACUGCCAAGUGCCAGUUAAUUAAGUUAAGAUCCUGCCUGCUACGUGGAAUCGUGAACGGCACUGUCUCUCUACUGUCCCCCCGUAGUGAUCAGCAUGCAUGUACAUCGUUGUCUCAUACAGUACUAGCUAGUUAGUACUAAGCAUGCCUGUUACAUAUAUAUAGCUUCAUGUGAAUGUGUUGUACUGAUGUGUGAUCUUAAAAGUAUGCUGAUGAACGGUGUGAUAUUUUUUUAAUCCA